Molecule: messenger RNA, 1190 nt
Organism: Durio zibethinus
Lineage: Eukaryota; Viridiplantae; Streptophyta; Magnoliopsida; Malvales; Malvaceae
Product: scopoletin 8-hydroxylase-like
Source: RefSeq, a predicted model, not a curated record
CUUCUUUACUUUCAAGAAUAAGCAUAGCCUUUUUUCUUUGUAUUCACCAAUGGCUCCAAGUUUUGAAGAUGGUAACUCUCUUUUUAACUUUGUUGUCCGGGAUGGAAAUGGUGUCAAAGGAAUGGUGGAUUUAGGGUUAUCGAAGGUGCCACAGGCUUACAUGCAACCACCAAAAGAGCGAAUAGUCAAAGAAGACUCGAGAAAACAUGGACAGCCUCCGAUCGAUUUGUCGAAGCUAGAUGGCCCUGACCAUGAUGAAGUGGCCAAGGAGAUUGUUAGAGCUGCUGAGACUCUUGGUUUCUUCCAAGUUGUCAACCAUGCAGUCCCUGUUGAUCUACUCGAGUCCCUUAAGGACACUGCACAUAACUUCUUCAGCUUGCCCCCUGAAAGGAAGGCUGUUUAUCGUUCAGAAGUUAGUCCAACUCCAUUAGUGAAGUAUGGGACGAGCUUUGUACCGGAGAAAGAGAAGGCAUUGGAAUGGAAAGAUUAUAUCAGCAUGCAAUACACUAACGACGCUGAAGCUCUUGAGCAUUGGCCUGUAGAGAUUAGGGACGUGGCACUUGAGUUCCUGAGGACAUCAAUCAAUAUGGUGAGAAAAUUGCUUGAAGUUUUGUUGGGAAAUUUAGGGGUGAAACCUGAAGACUCAAUGAUUGAUGUACUCAUUGACAAGAAGAUGGUUAAUAUGAACUACUAUCCAACAUGUCCCGAUCCCGAUCUUACCAUAGGAGUGGGGCGUCACUCUGAUAUGGGCACACUUACAGUCUUGUUACAAGAUGGAAUUGGGGGUUUAUAUGUGAAAAUUGAAGAAGAUGCGGAUUUUGGAAAGAAGGGAGAGUGGGUAGAGAUCCCUCCUAUUCCUGGUGCCUUGGUUAUCAAUGUUGGUGAUAUGUUACAGAUACUAAGCAAUGGAAAAUACAGAAGUGCAGAGCACAGAGUUCGUACCACAAGUACAAAAUCAAGGGUGUCGAUACCCAUUUUUACGAUACCAAAACCAACACAAAAGAUUGCACCUUUGCCUCAGGUGGUAAAGAAAGAUGGAAUUGCUCUUUAUAGAGAGUUUGUGCUGAUUGAUUACAUGAAGAAUUUUUUUGGAAAUGCACAUGAUGGCAAGAAGUCGCUUGAUUUUGCCAAAAUUGAUGCUGCUUGAUUGGGAUUUAAGAAAACUCAAUUUGCGUGAUUGUUUUUGUUAA